AGAUCAAAAGGCUGCUGCUGUUGCGGGAUCGGAUGGCGGAAGCAGCGGAGGUGGGAUUGAGUUCAAUUCGCGGGAGGAUGUGGAGAGGCUCUUGAGUGAGAAGAUGAAAGGAAAGAACAAGAAUGACUAUAAGGGGAAGAGUGAACAGAUGAUAGAGUACAUUAGAAAGCUGAGGACUUGCAUCAAGUGGUUUAUGGAUCUUGAGGAUGGGCAUUUGUCUGAGCUGGAGAAGCUGCGGGGUACUGUGGAAUUUCAAGAGAAGAGGGCACACCGAACUCGAGACUCAGAUGAGGAAAAGAGAGGAGGAACUAAAUAUGACUGUUGAACAGCUUGAGACGAAGUUGGCUUCUUCACUGGAGAGCUUUCAGAAGGAGGAAGCCCUCAAAUUGGCUGCACUCAAGUCAUAUGAGAAAGAAGCUGAAGCAAGAGUUGCUUCUGAGGCUUCACGUGCUGCCCUAUCUGAGGAUCUUGAAAGAGCUAACCAUGAGGCAAAACGCAGCAAUGACCAGAUUAAAAUGUUGCAAGAGACCAACAAAAGAUUGCAAGAGUAUAACACCAGCUUGCAGCAGUACAAUAGUAAUCUUCAGUCUGAUGCAGUAAAAAAUGGUGAGACAAUCUCAAAGUUACAGAAGGAAAAGAAUGCUAUGAUGGACUCCCUGACUUCUUUAAGGGAUCACUCCAACUCACUCAAGAAUCAGUUGGAUUCAUCUAGGACUUCUCUUCAAGAUGCUCUGAAACAGAAAGAAGACUUAAAGAAGGAGGUCUAUUUCCUUAGAAGUGAAUUGCAACAGGUGAGAGAUGACCGUGAGAAUCAAUUGGCACAGGUGCAGACCUUGACUUCUGAGAUUGCUAACUAUAAAGAGCUGACUGGAAAAUCUUCUAAAGAACUGGACAACAUUAUGGCAAAAACCAAUGCCCUUGAGGAAACUUGCUCAUCACAGAGAGUGCAGAUUCAGUCAUUGCAGCAUCAACUUGCAGCUGCAAAUGAAAAGUUGAAGAUGGCCGAUUUAACAGCAAGUGAGACGAUGUCUGAGUAUUUACAGCAAAAGAGAACUCUUAAUGAUCUGCAGAUUCGUGUUGCUGAACAAGAAUUACAGAUUUUGGAAGCAGAAAAACUACGGAAAAAGCUACACAACACUAUUUUGGAACUAAAAGGCAACAUCAGGGUAUUUUGCAGAGUGCGACCCCUUCUGCCUGAAAAGGAAUCUAACACCACAGAAGGAGCAAUUGUGUCUUAUCCAACAUCUACUGAAUUUCUUGGACGGGGCAUUGACUUGAUGCAUCAUGCUCAGACGUAUUCAUUCACAUUUGAUAAAGUAUUCAAUCAUGAAGCUUCACAAGAUGAUGUGUUUGUUGAAAUCUCACAACUGGUGCAGAGUGCACUUGAUGGAUAUAAGGUUUGCAUUUUUGCAUACGGGCAAACUGGUUCUGGUAAAACUUAUACUAUGAUGGGUAGGCCAGAAGCUGACGAAGAAAAAGGGCUUAUACCAAGAUCCUUGGAGCAAAUUUUUCAAACCAGUCAAGCUCUGCAAUGUCAGGGUUGGAAGUACAAGAUGCAGGCAUCAAUGCUGGAAAUAUAUAAUGAGACUAUCCGGGAUUUGCUAUCCCCUGUACGUCCAGGCAGCAAUUUUGAUGCCAAUGUGAAACAAUAUGCCAUUAAACAUGAUUUAAAUGGUAACACACAUGUUUCUGACCUUACAAUCAUAGAUGUCUGCAGCAUUAAUGAGGUUUCAUUCCUCCUCCAGCAGGCUGCACAGAGCAGAUCUGUUGGUCGAACACAAAUGAAUGAGCAAUCGUCAAGAAGCCACUUUGUCUUCACUCUACGAAUAUCUGGGGUCAAUGAGAGCACAGAACAACAGGUUCAAGGAAUACUCAAUUUAAUUGAUCUUGCCGGUAGUGAGCGACUUGCCAAGAGUGGCUCUACUGGAGAUCGCUUAAAGGAAACUCAAGCAAUUAAUAAAAGUUUAUCAGCCUUGAGUGAUGUAAUCUUCUCAAUUGCAAAGAAAGAAGAUCAUGUGCCUUUCAGGAAUUCCAAGCUUACAUAUCUGCUUCAGCCUUGUCUUGGAGGAGAUUCAAAGACAUUGAUGUUUGUAAACAUAUCUCCUGAGUCAACCUCAGCUCAGGAGUCAAUCUGCUCGCUUCGUUUCGCAGCCAGGGUCAAUUCAUGCGAGAUUGGAAUCCCUCGACGACAGACUCAGACGCGCACGUCUGACUCUCGUCUGAGCUAUGGCUGAGAUUUUGGUAUCUGAUUUACCACAACUUUGACUUGUUUGUUCUUAGCAUAUUUAACAACUUCCGACUUAUAACAUUGCCUCGAUGCAAUUUGUAUCGGAAGGAAAAAUGAAAAUGAAAAAUGAAAAUCAUGUUGUCUGUCGAAUUUGUAUCAGUGAGCUUCUGUGUCUGUAUCUCAUUCCUUAUUUGAAGAGAGUAAUUUGUGUAUUACACUUGAAUACCUUUAUAAGAUCAACUAUUCCUGUUU
Messenger RNA from Dioscorea cayenensis subsp. rotundata (Guinea yam), 2479 nucleotides. Its product is annotated as kinesin-like protein KIN-14N. Lineage: Eukaryota; Viridiplantae; Streptophyta; Magnoliopsida; Dioscoreales; Dioscoreaceae. The record is from RefSeq and is a predicted model, not a curated record. Gene Ontology annotation, molecular function: microtubule binding; ATP binding; microtubule motor activity. Gene Ontology annotation, biological process: microtubule-based movement.